Messenger RNA from Alligator mississippiensis (American alligator), 8651 nucleotides. It is a transcript of the gene CEP104, whose product is annotated as centrosomal protein 104. The record is from RefSeq and is a predicted model, not a curated record. Bases 80 to 2974 code for a protein of 964 amino acids. Lineage: Eukaryota; Metazoa; Chordata; Crocodylia; Alligatoridae. Gene Ontology annotation, cellular component: cilium. The transcript has 22 exons.
CGGGACUGGUACGCAUGCGCGGGGUGUGCCGGCUGGUUGCCAUGAGAGCCGGGGCCCGGGGGUGGCGCCGCCGUGGAGGAUGCCACACAAGGUUGGGUUUGUAGUUCUCAGUUCAUCAGGACAUGAAGAUGGCUUCAGUGCAAAGGAGCUGAUGGUUCAUGCACCAACAGUUAAUGGAUGGAGAUCACCAAGACUCUGUCAGUACCCACAAGAAAUUGUCCUUCAGAUGGUGGAGAGAUGUCGUGUUCGAAAGCUGCAGCUGCUCGCGCACCAGUACAUGAUCUCAAGUAAAAUUGAGUUUUACAUUAGUGAAAACCUUCCUGAAUACUUUGCACCUUACCAGUCGGAACGGUUUCGAAGGCUAGGUUAUGUAUCCCUAUCAGACAAUGAGAAGACUGGGUACAAAGCACGGGAGCUGAAAUCAGUGUAUGUGGAUGCAGUUGGACAAUAUCUAAAGCUGACUUUUCAUAAAAAUUAUGUCAAUAGGUACAACUUGUAUGGGCAGGUUGCUCUAGUAGCAAUAAAUAUAAUUGGGGAACCUGCCGACUCUACUAAUGACAAUAAUAAUCCUUCAAGAGAGAAGCUGAUUGACCAUUAUCUUGGGAGCAAUUUGGAAGACCCAGCCUUAGAUGGAACAUACAUUGGGAAACCUGACUCUAUUUCACCACUGGAUGACUUGGCUUUUGAUAUGUACCAGGAUCCAGAAGUUGCUCAAAUAAUUCGUAAACUGGAUGAGAAGAAGCAAGAAGCUGUCCGUCACGAACGCUAUGACUAUGCUAAGAAGCUCAAACAAGCUAUUGCUGACUUGCAGAAGGUUGGUGAGCGACUCGGGAGGUAUGAAGUGGAAAAACGCUGCGCUGUGGAGAAAGAGGAUUAUGAUCUUGCUAAAAAAAAGAAACAGCAGAUGGAAGAGUACCGCCUGAAGGUGUAUCAGCAACUGGAGCUCCACAACCUUAUGGAUCCAGAGCUGAUGAUCAGAAGGCCACCUGAGUUGCCUCUUGAGCCUGUGAUUCACUCUGUUAGCCCUCAGCAAAAGAAAUCCACACAUUCACCCCAACAUGAGAAAACGGAACCAGAGAAAGUUGAGCCUUUGCCACAGGAAAAGCCAACAGAGCCAACUUCUCCUGAGCCUGUUGUUCCCCAUCAGUCCCCUCCUCCUGUGGUCCAGACCCCAGCCUCAGUAGAGGGCUUUCCCAAGAUAAAUGUAGAAUUUUUACCUUAUGAUGAGAGGCCUCUUCCAGCUAUUCGUAAACAACAUGAGGAAACAUUUGCCUACCUUGAGCCAGAAAUGAAUGAAGAGUAUAUUGAUGAUACUCCAAGAAGUGGCAUCACUGGGGAGCCUGAACCAUUAACAGAAAAAGCACUAAGGGAGGCCAGCCCUGCCAUUGAAGUUUUUGGAGAGGCUUUGGUUGCAGGAGCAUAUUCCAAGACUUGGUCAUAUCGAGAAGAUGCAUUGCUUGCUAUAUAUAAAAAGCUGAUGGAAAUCUCUGUCAGCACCCCAAAAGAGGAUUUAAAGAACAUGCUCAGGGCUGCUAUCUUUCUCAUAAGAAGAGCCACAAAAGACAUAGUGUCUUCUGUUUUUCAGGCUUCCCUGAAACUUCUAAAAAUGAUCAUUACGCAGUACAUACCAAAGCAUAAGUUAGGGAAACUGGAAACGGCUCACUGUGUGGACAGAAUCCUUCCAAAUCUGCUUUCUAGGACUGGGGAUUCAUCAACCCGUCUGCGCAUUGUGGCUUCCAACUUUAUUCAGGAAAUGGCACUAUGUAAUGAAGUUAAACCCCUUCAUAUUAUUCCAAUUCAUUUGGUCCAUCCAUUGAAACCAAAUUCCCCUACACAUCUAGCAAUGAGUCAAGUUGAAUUAGUGGAACGCCUCUUGAAAAAUUUGGGAACUGAAAAUUCUGGGUUUACUGUUGACAACAUCAUGAGGUUUGCAACAGGUGCUUUGGAGCAUAGAGUGUAUGAGGUACGCGAUACAGCAUUACGGAUUAUCUUUGACAUGUACAGGCAGCAUCGGACCGUUAUAUUGAACUAUCUUCCACCAGAUGAUGCCAAUACACGCAAGAAUGUGCUUUAUAAAACACUCUUUGAUGGAUUUACUAAAAUAGAUGGCAAACUUACUGAGGCUGAAAUUAAAGCACAGAAAAAGGCAGCCACAGAAGAAGCAGAGAAACAAAAGAAGGAACAAAUUAAGGUGUUGCAGGGACAGCUGGCAGCACUGAAGGAGAUUCAGGCAGAAGUUCAGGCUGGAAAGGAAAAAGAAAAUGAUUUUCAGAAGCUAAAGAAUCAAGGUGAUCAGCUAAACAAAGCCACCCUAUCUGCAGCAACAGAAAUUUCAGACGAUCGUUCCUCGGUUGCAAAUUAUUUAGAUAAUCUGUGCAUUUUCUGUGGUGAAAGGGAUGAAUCCUUCACAGAGGAAGGCUUGGAUCUCCAUUACUGGAAGCGUUGCCCAAUGUUAACAAGAUGUGAACACUGCAAGCAGGUCAGGCACUAUGCUGGAAAGUCUGUGCCAGUAUACAUAACACAUAAUUUCUGGAGACCAGUGGUGGAGAUAGCUAGUUUGACAGAGCACCUGCUGACUGAGUGUGAUAAAAAAGAUGGCUUUGGGAAAUGUCAGCGCUGCAGUGAGGCCCUUCCAAAAGAGGAGCUGCCCAAACAUAUCAAGGGCAAGGCUUGCAAUCCUGCCAAACCAGAAAAAGUGGCAAACCAUUGUCCAUUGUGCCAUGAGAACUUCACCCCAGGAGAGGAGGCUUGGAAAUCUCACCUAAUGGGGAAAGAUGGCUGUAAAAUGAAUCUGCGGAGGGUGCACACUAUAAACAAAACCCUACUGAUGCAGCCUGGCAAAGCAGGAGGAUUAGCUGUCACCAAGCCAGUCCCUACAGGAGCAAAGCUGCGAUCCCCCACCAUAGGAAGUAAGAUCCCAACCCCAAGAGGGGGCAUAAAUAAAAGCACUGGCAGAACAUAUGCAAAGCGAUGACAUGAAAAGUACUUGUUUCCUUCAUAACUGAGCAAGUUUUUUGCGAUGCACAUUUGUGAGCUUUGAUGGGAACAUCAAACUGCACGUUUCACCUGAACUCCCCUCUGCUGUCUGUUAGUCAUGACUACUGCUUGCCCUCUUUGGUUUCCCAGUGUUGUGCAUAACUGCCCCAAGAGCCUACAUCUUACUGCUUAGUGACCUGCAGACUAUGGGAAAGGUCCUCUGGCCUAGGGCAUUCCUUUGUCCUUCCCCAAUGGCAAGAAGAAUAGAAAUUGGCUGCAGAAUCUCUUUUUGCAGCUUUCCUAGGAAAGGGGAGUCCCCAAUAAGUAAAGAGCUAGCUGAGCCAAAUACAAUGCUACCCUCUGCAGCAGCCAACAGAGGUUGGGGCAAAAUGGCCCAAUGGGUUGUGGCUGUUCCCCUAUUUAAUGGGAUGACAGUUGUCUUGUGUUCACUUAAGUAGCCUGUUCGCUGGGGCUGAAAGGAACAGGCAUCGACAUCAGGAAGCCACAGUUUUUAGUUCUCUAUGCUAUCCAGUGGCCAAAGAAGGCCAAUCUGGCACAAAACUGUUUCAGAAGGAAGCUUUAAGAUGUUUUGUUCUUUUGGGCCCAGUCUCAUAUCUGCUCACAAAAGUUAUGGGAAUAUAAUCACCUGACUUAAUCAGUGAAAACUGGUAACUGCAAAAUUAGCUUCUAAUUGUUCUCUGCCCAUAUUUGCUUAUUUGUGUGACUGAUUCCAAGGAAUAGAGUCACUAGUACUUCUUUAUAAUCAGAGACACCUUGAUACAAGAAUAGGACUAUAAUAAGAUACAGAAUGAUAGUACAAAAUGUCUUUAGUAUAUAUUUAUGCACUACUCCAAAAGUCAAUACUAAUAGUGAAACUAUCACAUUUAGACAUGGGAACAAUUUGGUGAGAAAUAGUGAACAGACUAGCUAUGUUCUCAUUGUAGCUUUCAUGCAGUUAUCCUUGUCACAACAAUAUCACAACUCUCUGGGUCUAAUGUACAAGUAACAAAAAAAAAUGUAGACAGUAAAUCAGUAGCAAAAAUAUUCCUUUACUAUGGAAAUGGAGGAUUUCAAUAUGGUUACUGGUUUGUAGCCAUGGAAUGAUGGUGUAAUUAAACAUGGGUUCUUCCUAGGAAUUUUACCUGCAAUGCUAGUCUUUUUUCUUGCUUUUUUUUCCUAUUUUGAUCCAUGUGUUCAGUAUAAUAAAUAAGUCAUAAGAGCUACUUCCUCUAAGAUAAAACCACCUAUAUAUUUUAGGAGUACACUUCUAUAUAUAGCAUACGUAUUAGACAUUUAGAUCAAGUACUUAGGCAUAAAUUACUCUAUCAAGUAAGAUAAUGUAAAAAGCAGGUUGUAAACCAUUUGAAAAAUGACAAGAUUAUAUUUAAAUAGAUGCAGACUCAUCCAAACCAGUGAAUACCCAUGAAGUGAUCAGCUUGUGAAAAGGCAGAUUCAAAGCUAACAGUGGAGGAGGAAACAAUGCAAGCUAGGAGUUUUUUUUUUCAGAUCCCACACUAUCCAAUCUGUAGUUUCUCUUCUUGCAGCAAAUGCAACCCACUUUGAUGCUGCAAAGAAAAGCAUUGGGCCAUUCUCUGGAGACUUUAUUUCACUAUAAGUUCAACUGCAUGAGGCAUAAUUUCACAGCUGGUGGGUAGCAGCCUGAAGUGUUACCCCUUUUCUUAUUUUUUAACUUUCAACACAACACUCUGCACUUCUUUGUCACUUUACAGCUAAAGAGCUGAAUAAAUUCUCGCUCAAACAGUGGCUGGGAAUAGCAAAGGUUCCUUUGGAUAGAACUUUAUGAAAUUGUGCAAUUAAACUUACCAGUACAGGCCCUGUCUGUUAGGGGAAAUACUUGAUCCAAAAAUGGACAAGAGUUAUGUGAUGAAAAGAUUUUGCAGCUUUUUUAAUAAUUAAAUUAGUAUGGAUGUACAGUAAAAUGGUCAUAUGUUCUAUCCUUUUUGUGGGCAAGUAGCUUUCUUUAAUAUUGGCUAGAUAAGCCAAUGGGGAAAAAAAGGAAAAAUUGUUCUGCAAAGUGUCUCCCUGCUUGUAGACAAAAAAAAAAAACACCACCCAAAAAAUCUACUUUACCAGACGAAGCAGCAUGUUAUUUCAACCCAGCUCCCCAGCAUCUGUGUAGAACAGGUGCUUCAGCAUGGCUUUUUGGUGCUUUUUUUAAUAGACUAGCCAGUUGCCCAUCAAGAAUGAUGGGGGGAGAGAGGCUGGGAUGGAGUGUGCCACCUAACACCCCAUGCUGCCGCUGUUCUGCCUCUUGCAAGGGGUGGGGUGGGGGAGGAGCAACGUUGGCCUCGGCUCCCCCACCCUCUGCCCGGUCCUCUGCACAGCUUCCGAAUCGUGGUGGCGCUCCCCCACGCUGGAGCACUCCGAUUGACUGUUUCCGUCAGCCAAUCAGAGCACAAAUAAAGCAUGACGGAGAGAUGGACAGACUUAGGCUUUUAUAAUAUUAGAAUGAUUCAGUCAGCCAUUAGAUAAAAGCACCAAAAAAGUCCCACUAAAGCUCCUGGUCUAAUGCAGACAUCAGGUGUCUCUUCUUGGACAUGUGCUGGACUCAGUGCGGGAGCGUGCUGAGUUUAAAGUAAAGCACUGUUUUUUUUUGUUCUGUUUUUGUUUUAUGUCUGCAAGCAGCCUCUCUGCUCAGGGAAAAAUGCCACCCAUAAUUUACAAUCCGUGCAGAUGAACCCAUGGUAAAUCAGCAGAGACUGCCCUUUCAGUACGUACUGAAAUAAGGAGUCAGUCCUACAAGUGAAAUCUGGGACUUCCUUUUUUUAAAUAAACUUAAAUUUCUAAAUCCCUAGUUAAUGCUGGGACUCUGCUCUGAACAGAUUGGGUGAACGUUGGCUCUUGACAGCCUGAUAGCUUGGGAGCUCCUCUCUUACUUGCGACUAAGCAUGCCUUAGUCCCUUUAGAAGUGGCUUAAGUUCACCUGCAAAAAGGCAGUCUUGAUGUGGAAUGAAUGUCCACUCAUGGAGCUGGCAUGGAAUGGCAAGUGUGCUUUAAGUUCACACUUCAACAUAUUUUCUUCUCCCCAGGGAGGAGCUUUAAAUGUGGGAAGGGGCUUUUAAGAACUGUAAAAGUAAAACAAACAAACUAAAAUGUAUUUUAAUGUUGUUUAAAAGUCACUCUCCUGACUCUGGCACCCUGGCUAGUUUUAAAUCUGAUUUAAUAAUAAAGUUUGUUUUCCUCUCAUUAGCUGUGCAGUGAAGUAAGCAUUCAUACACCGGAGCACGUGGCAGCAAUUUGCUUUAUCAGAACACAGAGUGCUAAGGAGUAGGUGCUAAAAUGCUUUCACGCCAUGGAACAACACUUUAACCUCCCCGUUUCAUUAUCAGCUUCAGGACAUUUCCUUCCAAGAGGGAAUGAAUUGUUCUGCAUCUGUCCCCACAAUGGGUACAGAAAUGCCUGAUUUAUAGUCCUCUUAUAAGUGAUAUUUUUCUUUUGCUGCAUUGAAGUGAGUUUGCUGUCUUGUAUUUUGUAUAUGUUGUACUAUAUUUGUAGUGUACAGUUUUUAUAGAGCUUUUCAUGUGCCCUGUAAAUACCUAUGAAUUUUAUAAGUACAUUUUAAGUAUGUUGCAAUGUGUCUUUUGAAACUGCUGUAUGCAAUGUUUUGUUUAUAUAUAUAUUUGUUAGAACCUAAAUGACACAUCCAUUGUAAAAACAGAUCCUGGAGUCCCUUAUGCAGCCUACUUCCCAGUGGUUUUGUAUAAUGAGUGGGAAUUGGGUAUUAAGAUUCCAGAAUACAACUUGCUUUGAAAAGGCCGAGACCUGCAAGCUUUUACGUGUGUACACUCAGUGAAAUCACACCUAUGUAUUAAGAGCAGGGGCGGGCAAUUAUUUUGGGCGGAGGGCCACUUACUGAGUUUUGGAAAGCCAUCAAGGGCCAUGUGAUAGGCAGCCAGGGAAGAUAAAUAUUAAUUUUCUAAAUGUUUCAGGGGCCCCGCAGGCCGGAUAGAAUGGCUGCAUCCGGCCCUUGGGCCGCAUUUUGCCCACCCCUGGUCAAGAGCCUCAUUUGCUGGAUUUGGUCUUCUCAUUGCAAAUGCUGACCCCUCUUUGGUGUUAGCAAGUCUUUUAACUUGGGCAAGCAAUACUUGAAGGCUUUUAGUUAAACCCUACACCCAACCUAAAUUGCAAACAUACUUACUGUUCUUUAAUUUGAUUAGGGGAGCAUCCCAGAUUAAAAGACUUUAAAACUUUUUAUAAUAUGGUUUACAAAGCCUCACCAGUUGGAAUAAGGGCCAUAUUUACUAUUGUUAUUUCAUCAUUUGGGGGGCAUAUCUACACGAGACCCUAAAGUUGCAGUAGACUAAUUUCACUACACAUUAGCCCGGCUGGCAAAAACUGUGCUGAUGUGCAGCAGAAUUAAUCUACUGUGUAUUUGCGUUACAAAAACUAUUUGUAUGCGCUGAUGUACAGUAGCGCCAAUUAUGGUGCAUUAAGGUUAGUACAUUAUGGCACAUGAAUGAACAUGUAGACAUGCUCAUAGUGGCUGCCGGAUUUGGGAAUUAUGUUGUUUUUCACCACUUGGCUCUGCUCCCUCAUGACUUUUCCAGCUUGUUUUUUCAUUGAUGUUUAGAAGUUGUGAUGCUUAACUGAGAAAGCAGUGUGUUUAGGGUACAUUCCCCAAAUGCAUUUCCCCCUGCUUCAUUUACCAUGAUCCAUGGGAAGCUUGUGAACUGCUUUCCUGCUUUGCUACUUCAAAUGGCUUUAUACAGUUUGUGGCUGCUCUUUGUGUAACUCUUCAGCUUCCUUGCAUUCUGUGCACUAAACUUUCUGCUUAAAUGUGUUGUCAUCACUGUUGCCUGCUCAACAAUUGAGCCCUGGCACAGGCUUGCACUGAUUCUGGUGUCUCUGCUGGUCACUGCAUUGUCAUGCAGUCUGUGGAACAUGUUAUAGGCAAUCUUGGCGCACAUGGCUGAAUAAAAGCUUGUAAUCGUAAAACAGAAGCUACCUGUGGUAAAGACUUGAACGGUGUUUAGAGGUGAGCCAGUGGAAAUUUUUGAAGACCUUGACCCAAUUUCACUAAGCAAACAGUGAUGCCAUUUAUCAUUUUAGAAAGGAUUUAACCAGGCUACUUCCUUAUUUUAAGAAGUCUGUUUUCUAUCCCCUGAUAAAAUAAACACCAGAGUGAAAAACAGUGAAGCAUGUUCUCAUGCCAUGCAAAAAGAAAAGGAGGUAUCUAGUGGCUUACAUGAUGUCUGGACUUAAGUAUUCCAGAGCUCAGUAUCUUUUGGAGGGGCACUUUUUGCUGGGUAAAGGCCGCCAAACCUGCUUAGCACAUGUAUGCUGUAUAUCAAGGAAGGCUUCUGUAUCCUGCAGAAAGGAAGGUCAGCCUUUGGCCCCUACAUCGUAUUUCUUCCAUCAGAGACCACUAGGUUCUGCAAACAUCUGCCAGUAGUUUUAUUUCUCAUCCAUCUGAACUGCAGAAGCUGUUCAAGAGCAAAAGCAUAUCAUCCCACCAGGAGUUCACCCACAUCUGAGGCUGCUGUUGGGGAAUUCCACUCCUGCAAGUGAUCAUUUGUCUGUUGAAUCAUUAGCAGUUACUUGAUCAAAUAACCUUUGAUCCCAGCAGUCUUGUAAUUCUCACUUCUAGUGAAAGGGCACCUAGGUGAAAUUAUGUAAUUUGUAUCACUUUAUUUAAUAAAAUUAAUCUAUUUUAA